Molecule: messenger RNA, 649 nt
Organism: Tauraco erythrolophus (red-crested turaco)
Lineage: Eukaryota; Metazoa; Chordata; Aves; Musophagiformes; Musophagidae
Source: RefSeq, a predicted model, not a curated record
AUGCCAGGAGUCGCUAAGCCACAGCUGGUUCCCUUUCCUGACAGCUUGUUCUCCUUGUUCAAAGAGGAGCCCGAACAGAGACUUCGAAGGCUUUUCAAGACAGAACUUUUUUUCUUUUAUGUUUCAGACACAGAUAUUAAGGAGCUAGAGGAUGUUUUUGGACUUAACGGACAAGUAGAGCAUAAGCUGAACUUCCUCAAAAAGAAUGUAUCAAAAGAUAUAAAGCUGGUACUGAUUGCUCAUUCUAUUGGUUGCUACAUCACACUGGAGAUGAUGAAGCGAGCCUCAGAACUUCAGGUUCUUCGCUCCGUGCUGCUGUUCCCAACGAUAGAGCGCAUGGCUCAGUCCCCUCAAGGAAAGCUCAUGACCCCACUGCUGUGCAAACUGCGCUACAUCCUGUACAUGCCCGUCUACCUGCUGUCCUUCCUGCCGGAGGGAGUCAAAGCCUCCUUGGUGCGGUUCGCUCUGCGAGGGAUGAAGACCUGUGAUGAAUCUUCCAUAACAACCUCCGUGAAUCUCUUCAGCGUGGACUGCAUUGUUCCUAUUAAUUUAUGGCAGUUUUAUGAUGACCAAGGAGAAAACAAGCAUGCAGUCGUCUGUGUACGAGGCUUUCAGGCUUCUUCCUUUGAUAAUUUAGUCUCAGAGACAG